AUGUUCGGUUGUUGUCGAGCCCUUAUCAUUAGAGUGAAAUGGAUUGGAUUGGGUGCCGACCUUCAAAAUCUGUAUCCAAAGUCCAAACAGCAACACUACAAAGCAAAGCCAAGCCCGUCACGUCAGUACUCAACGAAACUUGUUUUCUUUUUUCUUUUUCCGUCCAAGAUGGCUCUGAAUACGGAUGAGCUUGUAGGAAAACCGAAUUCAGCAAUUCAAUUUGACACCGAUGCCUUGUUUCGCUACUGUUCUAUUCAUGUUGAAGGCUUCCCUGUUUCUUCCUCCAAGUUUUCCAUUUCCCAGUUUGGGCAUGGCCAGUCAAAUCCAACAUAUCUUCUAGAACUUCAGUCAGGGGCUCUAUUGAAGAGGUAUGUUUUGAGAAAGAAGCCCCCUGGAAAGCUCCUCCAGUCUGCUCAUGCUGUUGAAAGAGAAUUUCAGGUGCUUCAUGCAUUAGGUACUCAUACACUUGUUCCUGUCCCCAAAGUCUUCUGUUUAUGUACAGAUUCAAGUGUAAUUGGAACUCCAUUCUACAUCAUGGAGUUUCUGGAAGGACGCAUAUUCUUAGACCCUAUGCUACCUGGAAUAGCACCCAAUAGAAGGCGAGCUUUAUACCAUGCUACUGCUAAAGCUUUAGCUUCUCUUCAUUCUGCUGAUGUUGAUGCUAUUGGUCUUGGAGAUUAUGGUAGACGAAACAACUAUUGUAAACGACAGGUGGAAAGAUGGGCAAACCAGUACAUUGCUUCUACUGGUGAAGGAAAAUCUGAAAGAAACCCUAAAAUGUUGCAACUUAUUGGUUGGUUGCGUGAGAAUAUUCCUUUUGAAGAUUCUUCUGGAAGCACAACAGGUCUUGUCCAUGGUGAUUUUCGGAUUGAUAAUCUUGUUUUCCAUCCUGUUGAGGAUAGAGUGAUUGGGAUUCUUGAUUGGGAGUUGUCCACUCUUGGAAACCAGAUGUGUGAUGUUGCAUACAGCUGUCUGUUUUACGUUGGAGAUAUUUCACAUGAGAAAGUUAAACAUAAUGGAGGUUUUGAAAUGGAUGAUGCUCCUCAAGGAGUUCCUUCAUUGGAAGAAUAUCUUGCAGACUAUUGCUCUGCUUCUGGAAAAGCAUGGCCUCUUGCUGGAUGGAAGUUUUAUAUUGCAUUUUCGUUUUUCCGUGGUGCUUCAAUCUUGGCAGGUGUCCACAGUAGAUAUAUUAUGGGAAACGCAUCUGGUGGAAAACGUGCACAAGAUGCAGGGGAAAAAGCCAAUGAUCUUAUACAAAUUGCCUGGUCUUAUAUCCAAAGGGAAUCUGUUUUGUCACAAAAUCCUCCAUCUGUUACAAGAGGAAGAGAUUAUGUAUCUUCCAUUGCAAAUAACAAGAAGUAUGAAGAAUUGGAAGAGGGAGGUGGAGGUGGAGGUGGAUUUGUUCCUAAUAAAAAAAUUAAGGAUUUAAGAGAAAAAUUAAUAAAGUUUAUUGAGGAACGUAUAUAUCCAAUGGAGCAGGAGUUCAGCAAGCUUGCUCAGUCUUCAAUGCGUUGGACAGUUCAUCCACAAGAGGAAAAAUUAAAGGAGAUUGCAAAGCAACAAGGCCUAUGGAACCUUUUUAUACCUGUUGAUAGUGCUGCAAGGGCAAGAGAAGUUCUUUGUGAAGGUAGAAAUGAUGAUGUCAUCGGAGGAUUUCCUAACCAAUUGGGUGCUGGGCUUUCAAAUCUUGAAUAUGGAUACCUUUGUGAGAUAAUGGGUCGUUCUGUAUGGGCCCCACAGGUGUUCAAUUGUGGGGCCCCUGAUACCGGAAAUAUGGAGGUAUUAUUACGGUAUGGAAGCAAAGAACAGCUUCAAGAAUGGCUUAUUCCAUUGCUUAAUGGAUCAAUCCGGUCUGGAUUUGCAAUGACAGAACCUAAAGUUGCUUCAUCUGAUGCAACUAAUAUAGAGUGUUCUAUAAAAAGAGAAGGCGAUACUUAUGUUAUAAAUGGAAGGAAAUGGUGGACAAGUGGAGCCAUGGAUCCGAGAUGUAAACUUCUUAUACUUAUGGGGAAAACGGACUUCAAUGCCCCAAUUCAUAAACAGCAGUCCAUGAUUCUUGUGGACAUAAAUACCCCUGGUGUAAAAAUAAUAAGACCUCUCACAGUGUUUGGAUUUGAUGAUGCACCUCAUGGACAUGCAGAGAUUACAUUUGAGAAUGUUCGUGUCCCGGUUAAAAAUAUUUUGUUGGGGGAGGGUCGAGGCUUUGAGAUUGCACAGGGAAGGUUGGGUCCAGGGAGGUUGCAUCACUGUAUGCGAUUAAUAGGUGCAGCAGAACGAGGGAUGCAGUUAAUGGUUCAAAGAGCUCUUCAAAGAAAAACAUUUGGAAAAUACAUCGCUCAACACGGCUCCUUUGUUUCUGAUUUAGCCAAGUGUCGAAUCGAGCUAGAGAGAACCAGACUGUUAGUUUUCGAAGCCGCAGAUCAACUUGAUCGCCAUGGAAACAAGAAAGCCCGUGGGACCCUCGCAAUGGCCAAGGUGGCGGCUCCUAAUAUGGCGUUGAAGGUGCUGGACAUGGCGAUGCAAGUGCAUGGUGCAGCAGGGGUAUCGGGGGACACUGUUUUGUCCCUUCUUUGGGCUCAAGCCAGGACUCUAAGAAUGGCAGAUGGUCCCGAUGAAGUUCAUUUGGGGACAAUUGGGAAAUUAGAACUAAAAAGGGCCAAGCUUUGA
Molecule: messenger RNA, 2667 nt
Organism: Lactuca saligna
Lineage: Eukaryota; Viridiplantae; Streptophyta; Magnoliopsida; Asterales; Asteraceae
Source: the annotation of a GenBank genome assembly